Aedes aegypti (yellow fever mosquito) is the source of this 10959-nucleotide messenger RNA. RefSeq lists its product as uncharacterized. NCBI's taxonomy places the organism in Eukaryota, Metazoa, Arthropoda, Insecta, Diptera, Culicidae. The record is from RefSeq and is a predicted model, not a curated record. Bases 1414 to 9060 code for a protein of 2548 amino acids. Gene Ontology annotation, biological process: regulation of transcription by RNA polymerase II. The transcript is spliced from 20 exons. Gene Ontology annotation, molecular function: RNA polymerase II transcription regulatory region sequence-specific DNA binding; DNA-binding transcription factor activity, RNA polymerase II-specific. Gene Ontology annotation, cellular component: nucleus.
AAGAUAGAGGUGUCGAACAUGUUCGGACGGGUUCGCCACCUCCGCCGCCGCGAUUUGUCCAUUCCCACACAAAUUCUGAUUAGCAUUUGGCAGUCUCGGUCGACAGGUUUACGGCUUUCGUGCAGCAGGUUUUCCUUCGGUUGAUAUCAGCAGUGAAUUUCGGUGGUUGAAACGACUAGGGCUAGACCUCAAAAUAACUACUGCCAAUCGUAUAGUACAAUCCAGUGUUGGUAGUUGGAGUGCAGUGCUGAAAAAUCAAUGAAGAAUAAUUAAUCGGAAGCAAUUAGAAAACGUCAGAAUCGAUUCGAUGCUGCUCCAGUGCUCCAGCGUUUCGAUGUCAUACGGAGGCCCUAGGAGCUUUACUACAAAGUCGAGAGCUGGCUAAUACGUGACGACGCUCGGAUGUUGUUCUGUGAUGUUCUGCGUGUCGAGCGGUACGGUUGCUAGACGGACGGAUCGUGAGUGCGGAAUUGUACGAUCAUUGAACAAGGUAGAUCCGAGAGACAGGGGCCGGAGGAAAAGACAGGCCACCGCAAAGAAGAAUUAUUAGCCGGAGCUAGAAGAACCAGUUUUUCAGUUCUUUCUCUUCGGAAUGGAGAAGUCCAUUGGCAGCAGCAGCAGCAACAAGAGUCCCAGUCAGUGUAGUGACCAUUCUGGUGAAAUCAUUACGACGACUGUAGUAUUCCAAGCAUGAUCAAGUGUACCGGGAGAAAAACGGGAAGAAUUGUGCAAUUGUUUGUGGCAAGUGUGACGGGAUGAGCGGAAAAAAAUGUUCAGACGUGCCAGCGAAUGUCUCCCGUGUGAUACAGUUAGAAAUGGCAAAAUGUGAACCAUCAACCGAAUCAGGAGACACCGAGUUGUGAAAGAAAACGAUACAGGCGCAGCAGCAGUAGCAACAGCAGAAUCGCAGAACCAGUUACAGUGUGCGGUGGAAUUAAAUGAGAGGAAUUUUUGGUGAUUCAUUUAAAGUGACACUCCUAUUCGGGCCCGUUUAGUGUAAACUCCACUGGUGUCAGCGACAACAGUCCACGGAGCGACCCAAUCACCCAAUCGUGUGUGGAUUCAGUUUAGUGCAUAGAAGCCGAGAGAGGCGAAUGUAUGUGUGUAUCAAUAAUAUAUUUUCGUAAAUGGUCCCGGAAGCGAAGAAAUUUCCAGCCAAAAUCGAGCGCGCGCGCGUCCGAAAGUGUCUCUGUCUCUGUGUAAUCAAUGGCCAAUUUUAAUCGCAAGGUGAAAAGUUUAAGUCCCAAUGUCGUAAAGUGUAGUGUCCCGUUGUGUUUUUGUUGUGAUGAUUACCUCGUGAUGGAUGGACGAGGAUGAUGAUGAUGAUGAUGUGAGAGGGGUUAAGAAAUAAGGAAGAAAGAGAGCGAAAUAAAACUGCAAAGCUCUUAUCAGAGGCAGUGUGUUGGAAAUAAUAUGCACCUAUCAGUAACCCAGUCAGGCAGCAGUACGAAGACAACGACGACGACGAAGACUACGACUACAAGCGCACCACCGGCAGCUAGCUACAACACGCAAAGCGCACAGUCCGGCCAACAGAAUCCCCCGGAAAGCCAAUAUUACCGGAAUCAGCAGCAGCGGGAUUUGGCCGCCAGGACCCAGGCUGGCACGAGUGGCGGUGAUAACCAAGGUCACCGUCAACAGCAGCAACACCACCAACAACAACACCAUGGUGCAAUCAUAACUACAGAAUGUGAUACUGAAGCGGAGAUCCCGGCGUCUGUCAUCAGCAGCGUUGGCGCGGUUAACUACCAGCAAUCGGCGGCUGCGGUCCGGCAGCUGUACGUUGUGGCACCGACUGGCUAUGGGUCCGGAGGCGGUAUCGGUACUGCCUUCAACGCCACCAGCAGCAACGACAAUGUGAAGGGUCACCCCCUGCCCUACAGCAACAGCAGUGCUAGCGAAAGUGCCAAUCAUAAUCACCAGCAACAACAUCUCCAGUUCCAUCAACCCGGGAGUGGUAGCACCAGCAACGGUAGCCAUAAGAUGAUAACACAAACCAGCACCGGAAGCUCCUCGGCGGUGGUUCACAGUUCCGCAGCAUCGACGACGACAGCUGCGCUAUCGGUGGCAACAGCCGCGGCCAACAACAGCAACGGAAGUACAAAUCAACCCCGCCAGCAUCCGAAGAAGCGCAAGUUCUACCUGGCCGACCUCGAGGAGAUGGAAUCCCACCGGGGCAGUGCAGGUUCCUCCGGGCCGCCAUUGCAACCCGUCGACACAGGAGGAACAUCGCUGCUAAACGGGAGCAAUACUAGUAACAGUACUGUAAAUAGUAGUAGUAGUAACAAUCUUAGUCUAGAAAGCGAUCAACAUCCGGUAGGCACGAGCGAGGUUUUCUCAGCAGCAUCGGGCCACACCGAACUUCCAAAUAGUAGGCCACCGUCGGGCUCUUCGGCAUCUCCCUCGGUGGCCUACAGCAGUUGUAGCGGCAACGGUAACAAUCUAGGUGCAAUAAUAACCGUUACUUCGAUGGCACAGCUGCAACAGCAGCAGCAUCAUUCGCAAUCGAUAGCGAUGAACGAACGUGUCAGCUGUAGUAGUCCCAGUAGUAGCAACAACAGAAAUAACAACAACGGUACUAUAGAAGGAGCUAGGCUUCAUUCACAGCAGGGCUACGAUGCCAUGCAACAACAGCAGAGGCAAACGGUGAUGUCUGCGGAUUCGGCGAGGUCACAACAGCAGCAACAGCCUAUGAGGAUACAGCAAACUGCCGAUGGGUACUACGGCAAUAAGAAAAUCUAUACCAGUUCUUUUGGCUCACCUAUCAACAGCUAUAAGCCUGCUGCCACGCCUCCGUCUUCGAUGCCGCAGUCCAUUCAGCUUCAGCAGCUGCAGCAGCAACAGAAUACCGUGGGGUCACCCUCUUCUGUCCAUCAACAGCAGCAGCAGCAGCAGCAUGGUCCACCCUCCAGCAAUACCCCACCGGACACGGGAUCGCAUCACAUGAGCAGUACACCGCCAGUUGCCGGUUUGAUCUCAAGCAACGCUACUACCUCGUCCUCCGGAGGACCUCCACCCCCGCCACCCACGUCGUCCUCGUCCACUGCCCAGUCGAGUUCCGGCGGGGCGGCUGCACCAUCGAGUUUGAUCGAUCUGAACGACUGGGCCACCAACUAUCGGGUGCUGGCCAGGCGGAAAGACUACUACGAGUCCGGAGUGAUACGAGCCACACCGUCGCCCAGCACGGUCGUGGUCCUAUUCGACUACCCGGAGGGCAGCCAGCAGAAGUACGAAGAUGUGUUUGGCGCUGGUCGCUACGACAUCAUCGACGAUGCCUGUCCUUCCGCUUCGGAUGUGGGCCCCGGCAGCAGAGUGUGCGUACGGCUUCAAACCGUCCCCGCAUAUCCGACCGGGAACGUUUACGUCGAGGCUGUGGUUAAGGAAAUGCAUAAUAGUACUAAGAAGUUUUCGGUUCAGAUCACCGGAGCCGGCGGCGGGACGCAGGAGCUCUUGGUUAAAAGGGUAGACAUUCGAUUGUUAAAACCGCCUUGGUGGGAUGAGCUGGAAGAGAUGGUGGAAGCAGUGGAGGGCGCACGGAAUCGAUCACAACCUACGCCGGUUAGUAGCUCCGGUCCAGUGAGCUACCCAAAUGCGGACAUGCCUCAAGUUCCGUCGAAUGCCAUCGUGUACAGUCAAAGUUCAGUUCCCCCGGUCAGUGCAACGGGUGCCCCGUACAAAGCCAUCAGCAUUACGCAAGGACGUGGUGUGGCGGCUGCUGCGCGAUACGAGUCUCAACAGCAGCAGCCGCAACAACAACCGCAGCAACAGCAGCAGUCACAUGUGCCAUUACAAUUCCAUCAAAUCCUUCCGACGCUUCACGUGAACGAAGAACACUAUCGGACGGCAGCGACCUCACCAAUGACAGCGGGACAAUCUGCGCCCGGUGGUGGUUUCGAUGGCCAACCGACGACACUGGUAGCAAAUAAUCACUAUCAAGCCCAUCACCUCUCCCAGCAGCAGCAGCAGCAGCAGCAGCAAAGCGGGAACGAACUGGUGGCGCCUGGUGGCCCGAAUACAGUAUUAACGGCUGGCAGUCCAGACGAUUUGCAUAGUGCAAAUCGCAACUUCUACGACUACGAUAGCGACGACGAACUGCGACGAGGAGAAAUCAACUUUCCGAUGGAUGGUGAAAACGAAAAAUACUCAGGCAGUAGCAAGAGAAGCAGCAUGCAAAGUCGUGGUAGUACGUCUAGCUUACUGGACCAGCGAAGUACUCCCAGAUCUCAACCAGCAACUCCAAGAUCUCAAGCGGCGACGCCGCAUCGCUUCAAGAAGGGCGACGUGGUGUCCACCCCAAACGGCAUACGGAAAAAGUUCAACGGCAAACAGUGGCGACGGCUGUGCUCGAACGAGUCCUGCUCGAAAGAAUCUCAACGGCGCGGAUACUGCUCGCGGCAUCUCAGCCAGAAAGGUAACGCCCUGCGCUCGUCCGCCGGUUCCACGGCCAACCAUUUCGCUAGCAGUCGAUCUAGCAGCAAAACGCAACUGGACGAGGACACUUCUCGAGAUUCGGAAACGUCACCAAACUACCGGGUAACCGGCCGGUUCGAUGAGACGGAAACGGACGUUGCCAAUAUGUUGGUGUCACUGAGCAGCUCGCGGUCUGCAACGCCAUGCACGUUCUCAUCGCCAACGGGGCACGCGUCGUCGCCACUGGCCAGUACCACCCAGUCACCGGUGACCAUCGGAAACCGGCAGAACGUCUUCAUGCCCAUUGGAAGUCCGGCACCGUCCUCCGAUCAUCAUAACAAAUUUAAAACCAACACCCCCAGUCCCAACAUGUACGGUGGCGGCGGAGGCGGAACGCAAGGCCUCGGUAUCAGUGGGAUGCCGAUGAAUCUCGGUCCUCAGCAGCAGCCGCCACUGAUAAGGCCGGAAUUAUUGCGACCUUCGCAGACAGUGCCCCAGCAACCGAUCGUAUCGCUUCCUCCCACAGGCCAUGCCACCAGCGUGAUACGAAUAUCGCCAGCAUCGUCCCAUAGCUCUCAGCAUCCGGGACUGUACUCUUCCUUUCACGGCCAACAGCAGGUAAUAGUCGAUCCGGGUCAACCGGCAUUGCAACAACAGCAACAUCUGCCGAAUCGAGGACCAAUUAUGGCCCCUCAGCAAACGAUACACCUGCAGCAGCAAUCAAUCGUUCAACAACAGCCGCAUUCAGCGGUCCCACAGCAACAACAACAACCGACCGUGCCAAAAAACGGCAUUAGCACGGGUUCCACCUUUCAAUGGCAUACAUUACUUCCGAUAAUCCAAGCUCCGGCCUCGAAAACGUUCGUCCACCACCAUCAAUUGAGCUACUCUCCAGCUCAGCACCAGCAGCAGCAGUCAUCCGGCAUUCCUCAGACGGUCAACACGACAAUCAUUGCGUCCCCGACGGUCAGAAUAUGCACGCCACCACCGUCGGAACCGGCUGCCGAUGACGAGUGCGACGACAAUGAGGGAGAUGAUGAUGUUUUUGAAGCAGAGCCCGUGAAAACCAACUACAGCAACAAUAGUAACAACACUAACAAUCAACUGGCCGGGAGAGACAACUUUCAAAGCUCCGGUGGAGGAGGAAACCAGCUGCUCCGGGGGAUGGACAUCGAAGCCGGGUCGGGUUCGUUCGCGAAUCAGACUCUAGCGGGUGGUCCCCAACAAGGGAGUACUGCUGCUGUUACCGGUGCGAACAGCAAAGCGGAGAACGAUUCCAUCAACAAGAGACGCACACAAUCCUGCAGUGCAGCCCUUCAGGCGGCCAACAAUGCCGGAGGAGGUCCACCUAGUGCAAAGGAGCCUCAGAGUCCACUGAACAAAAAGGACGCCAAAAUAAGACGACCGAUGAAUGCGUUCAUGAUCUUCUCCAAGAGACAUCGAGCGCUCGUUCAUCAAAAACACCCCAAUCAGGACAACCGGACGGUGAGCAAAAUCCUCGGCGAAUGGUGGUACGCCCUGAAGCAAGAUGAGAAAACCAAAUACCACGAGCUGGCCAGCGAAGUCAAAGAGGCUCACUUCCGGGCUCAUCCCGAGUGGAAGUGGUGUUCCAAAGACCGACGGAAAUCGUCCUCCUCCACAAAGGACGGGUGCGGUCGAAUGGAUUCCUUCGAUGGCAACGAUUCUUUCGACGAAAAGAGCCCAACGACACCGUCGGAACAUGGUCCGGCGGGUGCAGCGGUGCCACAGCUGAAUGACAUCAUUCCCACGACGAUCGCUCCGUACAACACCGCAAACCAUCCCGACGAGGAAAGCGCGCGACCAGAUGGAAGCGGUGCUGGGGAAAAGAUGGACCAUGACGACGGGACCAUGUCCGAUGACGACCAGCAGAUGGUGAUUGCGGAAGAAUCGGCGGCGUUGCAACCGAUCAGCGAAACAGCAGUCGAAAUCGAUCUCAAGUGCGCCGAGAAGGUGGGGGAUUCCGAUGUGGACGAUGUCGGCAACGGCGGGGCUAGCGCCGGUGGCGAUGGAGAGGACUACAAGGCGAGAAUCAAGGUUUCAGACUCAGUGGUUUCAUCGUCCUCUCUUGCCAACGACAACAUCCCGACGGAUUACUCGAAAACGGCGACAGCACCAAUUCCACCGGCUAGCAAUAGUAGUAGUAGUAGCUCAGCACCAUCGACCCCAUCGGAUCCGUUGACGUGCAAACCGAAACCCAUUAAGGUAGCUCUGCUGCCGCCUCCGGUUUCGCAUCAACCUAGUGGCCACCCCGUUGGCGGCAAUGCUCCACAUGGGGAGCAGCCGUCUGGGGCAGGCAUGCUUCAUCAUAGCUACCAUCAUCAUCAAACGCCGCUAAGUUAUUCGUACGGUAGCCCGAAGAAUCCGAUUGGUGUGUCGCCGUUUCAACCAACUGGUGGCGCAUUCAAAACCAUGCCGCAAAGCCCGAAAACCAUCGCCAAGCAGGAGCAGUACCAAUCGGUCAGUACUCCGACCGCAAUCAAAUCUGAACCGACGGACAAUCUGUGCAAUAACAAUAACAACAUGGGCAAAGUUUCCGCCAACGGAAACAUAUUCAACUUUUCGACAUCUGCUAUCAAAGAGCACCAACAACAGCAACAGCAGCAGCAGCCGUUUGUCUCUACGGACAAUAAAUGUAAAUCGAUUAGUUUGAAUCCUAUCUGUUAUACAAUCUCGAAUACUAACAACGCUAAUAACAAUGCCACUAUAACCGGCACAAGCAAUAGCAAUAACACAAUCUUGAUGAGCAUGAAACAAGUUGUGCCAUCCCCGUCGGCGGUUUCCGCAGCAGUACAGCAACACCAUCAACAUCAGCAACACCUUCAUCAUCAGCAUCAACAGCAGCAGCAUCCGCACCUUCAUCAUCACCAGCCGCCAACGUUCUCCAGUGGACCCAAUAGUGAAAGUGCGGCCGCGGCCAUCCUCACUUCGAAUCAGCUGCUGGCUGCAGCGGCUGCCGCUGGUAGGCAAAAGUUCAUGUUUGCAGUGAAUGCAAAUAAUCCGCAGUUUACGCUCGUCCUACCCGAAAGCCAACAGUACGCUCUCAAUGACCGCUCGAAACUGUACGCCACUCCAUCAUCUGCAAUCUCUUCUUCCUCAUCGUCCACUGCUUCCUCCUCGGCGGUCUCUCUUACCUCUUCGUCUUCUACCCUUCUAUCCUCUUCUUCCUUGGGAUCUUCCCAGAACUCCUCCUGCUCCUCCGCCGUGCCAGGUCUAGCCGCUUCAACCGCUUACGCACUAACCACCUCCUCGAUGGUGCAGGGACCGCAACUGAAGCCAGCCAUAUCAUCAAGUACAACAACCGCGACACUCCAACCAGUACAAUACUUGAUACAAGGAAAAAUACCGAACCUUCUCAUCUCCACACCCGCACCACAGGCCUAUCAGCCACAGCACCAACCCCAACAGCCACCGCUCGUGAACAUCAAACAGGAGCCACCAGAAUCUCCCGGUGGAAGAAACCUGCCGGUCACACCCAAUUCCUGCUCUUCGGCUGCAAUGCCUCCGAUGGAUCCAGGAUCCGAACAGCAUAAUCCCAUGUCGGGUUCAGUUCCGACCGGUGCGGCAUCCGAAGAGACUGACGAUGACUUCGAUGCCCCGGAGAGUAAAAAGUUCAUUCUAGCGCCGACUCCGGCCCAGCUUGGCCGAGCUCCGUUGCAGCGACGGCAAAUGAGCAACAGCAGUAACUCGUCCGGGCACCAACAGCAGCAGAAUUCCGGCGAUAGCAGCGACAACAGCAACGGAAGCACCCAUCAGCCAUCUACCCAGAUGCCAUCCGCACUGCCGACUCCGACCUCGGCCACGAUCGAUGAUUUCCAGAGUCCGCAGAUUUCUCCCACAGUCAAAACGAAGAAUUUCUUCAAGAAGGUCAAACCGGACGAUAUGGAUAAUGUUCUCAGACAGGUCGACUUCGAGAAAAAGUUCAAAACGCUACCCCAGUUCAAACCGGAGGACUGCCAGUCGCCCAGUGCAAUCUCUGUGCCAUCGUCGCCACGUGUUUUCACACAGAAUUAUCGUAAGAAAUCGGCCCAACAACAGCAGCAACAACAACAACUGCAACAGCAGCAGCAGCAACAUCAUCAACAGCAACUGAAAACUCCUAUGGAGGACGAACAUCCGCAGCAACACCAUCACCAUCAUCCGUCAGCUCAGCUCACCUCGGACAGCAGUGCACCGCUUUCGUCAACGGCAACGCCUUCCAGUGCGUACAUCGUCGGCAAUCGUUUCUUCGGACCGGACUUCAACAUGGAACAGUACAAAGGUUUCUUCUCUCUCGUAGACAUGGCCGCAGACAACACUGACCGUUCGCCUCGAACCCCGAAAACACCUUCGGCACGGUCAGUCAACUCAGCCGAAGAGAAGGGGCACCGCAAGAUUCUGGAGCAGCGCCGCAAUUUGGUCAUGCAACUGUUUCAGGACCACGGGAUGUUCCCAACGUCCCAGGCGACCAAUAGUUUUCAGGUGGCCCACAGCGACAUCUUUCCCAGCAAACAGAGCUUGCAGCUGAAGAUCCGCGAAGUCCGACAGAAGUUCAUGGCUCAACCGCCUGGCUUUACGCCACACUCGGCCGGGCCGAUCACGCCGACCGAUCUCGGUGCCGGUACUCAAAACGAUACGGCGCAACAGGAAUAAACAGCAAAGCAAGAAUCCGUUUAUCAAUACUUUUUACAAAAGCAUUUCAAAAGCCGCUUAUCCUCGGUAGCAUUAAACUACAUAUUUGCAAAAUGCGUGGCGAACCUGGAAUGCUUUCCGCAGAACUCAUGCUCCCGCUGAUAGAAACAAAAAAAAAACAAAUAGAUAAUAAUUAUUUACUAUUACAAUCACUACUCAAUAGCCUAAACAAGAUAUACUGGAACUAAAACAAGCAUAAAAAAAAAAACAAUAGAUGCAACAAUUUAAAUCUAACUCACCCAUACUUUCACAUAGCCGUUAAAAAAACCAGUAGAUAAAAGAAAACAAUAGAUCAAUAGGAUAAACCAGCCAACCCCUACAGCGUUCAAAUUUGCUUCGAUUGGAAACGUUUUCGACUCACAUAUCAUUCAUCACACAAUGAACAAUGCUUUGCUUGCCAAACACACAUACACUCUCAAACAUCUAAUAAUCGCUCUGAGUCGGCUCUGCUUUACCGAAUAGGCCCUGAAUUCGCACAUCUCUCCUGCAAAAUCGAGAAAAGAAAAUUAGUCUCUCUCCUUGUCUCAUGGUCAUCAACUCUUGCACUGGUUCGGUGUCUCUUCUUCUCUCUUCAGUGAGAGAAUGGAAGCGCGCCAUCUCCCGGCUGCCUAAUCGAAGAGUAAUGAGAAAAAUAAACAUAAAAAUCCCAGUCUCUAUAAUUAAAAAUUUAGAGGUUAAACAAGCGUAUCGUGAAAAUUAUUCAGAUCCAUGUCGUGUACGACCACGAGGUGGCAUCUAGUGAUCUUAGUUGGUAAGUUGUGCAGCAGCGCAAGUAUAUACAGAAAUUAUAAUUACAAGUAUGUCUAUAGCAAACAAGAUUUAAUAUUAAAACAAAUUGUACAUACUAUUUGAAAAGUUAAUUAUGAAAAGUCGUUGAAGCAAACGAUAGAGUUAGGUCAUGUAGUAGAAAGUACAAGAAUUUAUUAACAAAUUUUACUGUGAGUUGUAGUAGUGGCAAAACCAAACGUUACAAAAUACUAAACAUAUAAGCCCCCCUUUGUAAAGCAAGAGCGUUCAUUUCCCAUCCCACUAAAAUAAGAUUUUUAGAGCAACAAGUGCUAUUUUACCCGGAACCUUCAAUUGUACGCAGAACAACCAUCAAAAACCCUUUUAACUCAGACGACCACUAAGUUGUCUGCUAGUUCUCUCUAUCUACUUCUACUCCACAUCCAAUACCUCCAUUUGCACAUCCUAGGAAGACGACAGCCCUUUCACGCACCUCCACUUUUCAUUAACCGUCAAUAGCAGUUUUUGCGAAGACUGCGUGUUUUCAAUCAUUCCUGUAAUACCCCUUGAAAACAGAAGAAAUUUCGAGAUGCACAUUUAAACGAGAUUAAUUUAUCAAAAAGCGCGCUUUUUCGAAAGUAGACACAUCAUCUGACACACCUAGAUAUCUACAGAUAAGCGCCGUAGUCAGUAAAGCCCCAGAAAACAUACUAAUCGCUAAGGUCACACACGAACACAAUUUACUAAACAAAAAGCUUAACUAUAGAAGAAAACCUUUGAACUCAAGUUCGGUAGACGAAAAUCACACCACAAGCAAAUACACACCGAAAUAGAAAAAAAAAAACACGUAAAAUAUUAUACGAACACGCAUUGUCCUUGUUUCCAAUGGAUGUUGUCUUUGAAGGAUGUAGUUGACCGUGCAAACAAAUAAGUAAAAGGAACGAUGAAAUUUAGCCCUUUGAUCAGAGUUGGAAGCAAACAUGAAAACAUAAAUUAAAUACUUCAAAAAGACAGGAAACCCCGGUUUGAUUGUAUUGUCGAAAAGAAGGAGAAACGAAACAAAUGCAAAUGAACGAAUUUUGUGUGCAAACACGUACGCCAGUUUGAGAAGAAAAAAAAAAGAAAAAAGUUUUA